CAAUUGACUGCUUACAUGGACGAAAGCGGGGGGAAAUUUUGUCUCCCCAAGGGCACGGCGAGGCACCUAUUCCAGGAGGGAAACAGUGUCGUAACCUCCCCACCGCCCGACGGCCGACCCGAGUUCUUACUUUUGCGGACGAUCCUCCCACGUUCGAGUCCGCCGAUCCCAGGCCAUGCCGUCACCCAGAUGAGGGCCGUCGUCCAAAAGGUCGCCUCGGCCAGCGCCAAGCACGCUGGGACCGGUGAGAUAAUAUCCUCGAUUGGAAAGGGCCUCUGCGUCCUCGUCGGCAUAUCCAGGGAAGACACGAAGAAAGACCUCGAUUACAUAGUGAAUAAAAUUUUAAACCUCAAGCUAUUUGAGGACGAGGGCGAGACGGGGGACUCGACGCGGAGGUGGAAGAAGUCCGUGAAGGACCGUAGACUCGAGGUACUCUGCCUGAGCCAGGUCACCCUCUGCCACUCGUUCAAGGGAAACAAGGUCGAUUUCCACCACGCCAUGGCGCCGGGCCCGUCGCGGGCCUUCUAUGCCGAGCUGGUCGAGGCGCUGAGGUCGCGCCACGACCCCGACUUGGUCAAAGAAGGCGCGUUCGGCGAGCACCUCGUGAUCGAGCUGCAGAACGACGGGCCGGUCACGAUCACGCUUGAGUCGCCGGGCGGAGGCGUCUGCUCGGAGACGGAAGAGCAGACGGUACCUGACAUGGACAACGUACUGUGAAAAUUAAAAAAAACUAAAAAAAUUAAAAUUCCUACAUUAAAAAAAAGGAUGAAAAAUCUCACCCAAUGUCUCACAAUGAUCACGAAUGACAGGCCUAAACGACCUACAAUUUUUACGACUUAAAAAGAAAGACUGCACAUGUACUGUUCACCGUUCUUACAUACACAAUAAUUUUUAAAAAAUUGUUUUAAAUUUAGACUAUAUUGUUCAAAAAUAAGGUGAAUCCUUGUCUCAUCCUUAUUUGUAACCGUUAUUCUCUUUUUUACCCCGUAACGUUGCAAAUGUAAAUAAAUUCUUCAUACAAUCGUC
This is a messenger RNA of Cimex lectularius (bed bug), 1026 nucleotides long. RefSeq names its product D-aminoacyl-tRNA deacylase (gene Dtd). Gene Ontology annotation, molecular function: D-tyrosyl-tRNA(Tyr) deacylase activity. The record is from RefSeq and is a predicted model, not a curated record. The coding region runs from base 16 to 717 and encodes 233 amino acids. Gene Ontology annotation, biological process: tRNA metabolic process. Gene Ontology annotation, cellular component: cytoplasm. The transcript is spliced from 5 exons. NCBI's taxonomy places the organism in Eukaryota, Metazoa, Arthropoda, Insecta, Hemiptera, Cimicidae.